AUGCCAGCGACGCACGCUGAGCCGGCCAUUUCCAACGGCCACGAUGGUUCCAACCAGCUACCGCCUCCCUCAGGGAAAAAGAGCAAGGCGAGAAAGGGUCUUGACUCAAACGAAGCCUCGAGACUUUUGGCGGCUCGCAUCUCGCAGCUGGAGCAGGACGCGGCCGGCGAAAAGGACCAAGAGCUUGAAAUAGAAAGAGAAGUCAAGCGCGCGACCCGCGACCUCGUGCAGCAAAUUUCCAAAAUGGACGACUCACAAAAGAUUGACCAUCUAACGAAGCGGUCUAGCGAACUGCUAGCGGAUAUGCGACGCUUAGAAAAGGAAAACCAAAAGAACAGGAAACGUGGUGAUAUCCUACAAAAAGAGCGUGACAUCAACCGUACUGAGCUCAGCAAGACAGUGGGACUCAAAGAGAAGCUGGAGAAGCUGUGUCGUGAAUUACAGAGGGAUAACAACAAGAUGAAGAACGAAAACAAGGAACUCCAAGCCAUUCAAAAGCGCAACACCCUAUCAUGGGACGAGAAAUACGCCACCCUGCUCUCGAAGCUCGAGGGAUAUCAAGAAGAUAAAGAUAUCCCACGCAAGCAAGUUGUAGAUAUGGAGAUGGAAGAGCUGUUCCGAGUUCGCUUCAAAUCCUUCAUUGAGCAGUACGAGCUCCGAGAGUUGCAUUUUCACUCCCAAAUGCGAACCAAGGAGAUCGAACUACAAUACCACCUCUCUCGCUUCGAUCGGGACAAAAAGGCCACCGAGGCUGAACUGGCAAAGAUGCGUCAACUGCAAACACAAGUGCAAACGUUAUCGAGGAGCGAGACGCAGCUUCGCACAGAACUUAACACGUAUAUUGAUAAGCUCGGCGAGGCAUGUAAUGUCAAGUCUGCCCUGGACCAGCGAGACGAUAUUUUCGCCAGACAACGCAAAGAGAUGCAAGAUCAGGCCAAAAAAUGCAAACGUCUUGAAAAGGACAAUGAGGCACUCAGGCGCCAAAAGGAAGCUACAGCAGCCAACAUUAUUCGAAUGGCAGAGGAGCGACAGCACUGGAAGAACAAGAUGGACAUAGCCGACAGAAAGACGGAGAAGCUUAUGAGCAUCAUCCAACAGAUGCAGCAACAGGGCCGCAAAGUCCCGUCAGCUAUGGAAUCCACGCUGGAAAGCUGUAAGAAUGGCGAGGACCCCGGCGAGGAUGCCGAAGAGAGCGAUUACUCGGAGGAUGACGAGGAAGAGGGCCGCGAUAGCGACGCGGACGACACAGAAGAGGAGACGCCGCCAAAAUUACAACCACAACCUCCGCAGCCCGGCCUUGCACCGAAUAAAGUACCGUAUGGGCCGGAGCGUCCUCCGAUACCGCCCGGCAGUGCCGCCAUCAACGGACACUAG
This is a messenger RNA of Cordyceps militaris CM01, 1374 nucleotides long. RefSeq names its product alpha-taxilin, putative. Gene Ontology annotation, molecular function: syntaxin binding. NCBI's taxonomy places the organism in Eukaryota, Fungi, Ascomycota, Sordariomycetes, Hypocreales, Cordycipitaceae. The transcript is spliced from 5 exons. The record is from RefSeq and is a predicted model, not a curated record. The coding region runs from base 1 to 1374 and encodes 457 amino acids.